AUGGUCGAAAUAUCUACAGACUUAGAUCCUCUUCUAACAAUCAAUUUACAUCCGAGACACGCUGGUCAUAGUCACACAGUUAAUAUUAAAUAUGGAUAUUUUAUUAUAUUUUUAUCAGGACUACAAAUCAUAGCAUCUCAGACAUUCAAGUAUUUGUAUUUGAAAAAAUGGAGUCAAUCAGGUAGUAAUAUAAAUAUUUGGAAAAAAUUUAUGGCAAUUCCAGUAUGGGUUAUAGUAAUUAUCUGGACUCUUAUUUAUAUGAUAUUAUUUCCAUUUCAUAUUGAAGAAUGGUCUGAAAAUUAUAUAACAUCUUUCAAAAGAUCAGGGAGAAUAGCAUAUGCUUUAAUUCCCUUAAAUAUAUUUUUGGUAUUGAGACCUUCAAAUAUUAUAGGGUUAAAAAUAGGAUAUUAUUUGGAAACUUUAAAUCUUCAUAAAUGGAUAUCAAGAUUAAUAGUAUUGGCUUCUCUUGUUCAUGGUAGUGGAUUUGCUUAUAAAUGGAUUUUGGAAGGUACCCUUAUAGAAAAAUCUUUUAGAUUAUUGAAUUUCCUUGGUAUUGGUGUUGCCUUCUUUGCUUUCAUAUUGGGUAUUAUUUCAAUUAGACCAUUAAGACAAAAGUUUUAUCAAUUGUUUUACAUAUGGCAUGAUUUAACCGCAUGGUUAUUUGUCGUUUUAAUUGCAUUUCAUGCUAGACCGGGUGUAUCAUGGAUAACUGGAAUUAAUAUACUAUUAUUAGUUUAUCAAAUUUAUCAAAGGGUUUUCAAAGCUGUUUACAUUCAGAAUAUUCAAGUGAUUGGUAGUAAAAAUAGCUCAUUACAAAUCGUUAGAAUUGCUAAACCAUCAGAGUUCACAGCCACAUACUUACCUGGAUCACACAUCAGAUUGACUUAUUCCAAUUUAAACUAUAAAUCUUGGCUCUUACCAACUCAUCCUUUUACUGUAGUCUCAUCGAACGAUUCACCUAACAUUGAAUUGAUAAUGAAGCCAACUACAAAAUUUAGACUUGAGACAUCCCUAAUUUAUUCAUUGACUGGACCCUUUCCAUCUCUUUCACCGCAAUUUUUUGAUACAGUUCAGAAUUUGAAUAUAAUUUGUGGAGGAUCAGGUAUAUCGUUUGGAAUACCAGUUUUCAAGUUUUUAUCCCAAUCUACUACCAUUCGUUCAUUGAAUUUAAUUUGGUGCGUUAGGAAUAGAAGAGAUAUUAAGAUAUUAGAACACUUUUUUGAUAGAAUUCCCCAUAAUUUGCAUAUUUAUGUAACUGGAGGUACUUCAAAAGAUGAAACUUUAUUUGAUGAAGAAGCUGAAGAAUUAUUAUUUGAGAGUGCAUCAAGCAGAGGUGAAACUGAUGAGAUAGAAUUAGAAGAUUUAUCUUCAUCUGAAGAUGAUAAAGAGCUUAAAAACUCCUUUGGUAAUAUAAGGUAUGAGAGACCCAAUUUUGAUGAAUCUUUCUCUAGUUUCCAUAAUGCAGGGGAUGUUGAUAAGCAAUGGUUAAUAGCUUGUGGUCCACGUGAAUUGAUUAAUGACUCUCAAGCAUGGGCUAUAAGAAAUAACGUUCAAUUCUUUUCUGAAUUAUAUGAGAUGUAA
Scheffersomyces amazonensis is the source of this 1581-nucleotide messenger RNA. RefSeq names its product putative metalloreductase. The coding region runs from base 1 to 1581 and encodes 526 amino acids. NCBI's taxonomy places the organism in Eukaryota, Fungi, Ascomycota, Pichiomycetes, Serinales, Debaryomycetaceae. Gene Ontology annotation, molecular function: superoxide-generating NAD(P)H oxidase activity. Gene Ontology annotation, biological process: defense response; superoxide anion generation. Gene Ontology annotation, cellular component: NADPH oxidase complex; plasma membrane. The record is from RefSeq and is a predicted model, not a curated record. The transcript has a single exon.